UUCUUGUUCCAGCUUCCAAAUUUCUAGAAGUCAAUAAAGAUUUAAAAACAGUAGCCGACAAUUACAUUGUAGGGAUACCAUAUGCAUUGAUUUGUUCUGGAAUUGGUGGUAUAUUAGCCCUGUUUUCAUGUUUAAUGAAUGUAGGAUCUAUCUGUAUGUCUAUUUCAUCAGAGGAAUUUAACAGCGAAAUGAACGAGGAGAGACGAAGAGACCGUUUAAAUUUAGGUACACAACUUGUUCCUCUAGUAGCGUUAGAAAAUCAAACGACAACAAGGGGAUAUGUUGAUCCAAUUGUUCCGGGGUAUGAGACAAGGUUCAAUAAUGGCACCAGGGCUGUUUUAACCAUUUCACAUUCGUUUGAGCCUGGUGAAAGGAGAGGCAUAGCUAUAAGACAGGGACGUGAAAGAAAUUCAUUACAGAAUAUAAAUUAUUCAAGCGCUGGUCAGGACUUGGAAGAACCUCCUCCUUCCUACGAAGAGUGCAUGAAACAAUAUCGUCAACCACCUUGAUGGGUUUAUUGUGUACACUUUGAGAAAAUACCCUCUUUUUGUAUGCUAACAAACAUGAUUGGAACAAUGUAUUCUUCCUCGCUUAAUGCCAAUGGCAUUUGUUUUUCAUUUUUGUCAUGAUAUCCAAUUUCUCUAGAAGUUUUAGGUAGGAAUUAGAUCUUGAAUAAGAAGUUGGAUGUUUCCAUCUGCUCAGUUCUGAGCUAGAUACUGUGAGUUACUUUUCAUUCUGUUAACGUCACAACACGACAAUGUAAAAAAAAAGAUGUACAAAUUACCAGUGAUAUGUCAGUUUUAGGUGUGAUAUGCUAUGAUAUAUAACUUUAGAAAUAUCUACUUUCAGAUACAUGUUUGUGUAUUUUCUUUCGAAUGGGUUUUGAAACCGAUACAGUAAAUGUCGUUUUUUGGCGAUUACCCAGCUUAAAUGGUAGAGGAAGACCUCCGCAGCUCAUCCCAUAUGUCACAAUAUAAAUGUCACACAUUUGUGUGAUUUUAUAAAGUGUUUGUCAACAUAUUGUUGGUACAAAAAGAAAAUGUACCACUCGAUCACACAGUUUCAAUUUUUAAGACAUGACAUUUAUAUUGACGCUUUUGAAUACAUGUUCUUUCAACGUACAUAUUGAAAUAGUCAAACAAUGUGAUUCAUAUAACAAAAGGUUAAUCAAAUUCGUUUGAAUA
Messenger RNA from Ruditapes philippinarum (Manila clam), 1184 nucleotides. RefSeq lists its product as uncharacterized. The record is from RefSeq and is a predicted model, not a curated record. Lineage: Eukaryota; Metazoa; Mollusca; Bivalvia; Venerida; Veneridae.